CAGUGCCGGGUACACUCGCCGCGCGCACACUCCCGCUCACCCCGGUCCUGGGAGCCCGCGCUCCGCCACUCGCCGCACGAGGAGCCGAACACACAGGUGGCGGCGGUGGCGGCGCUCAGCCCGCGCGCACCUCGAACCACGCGGUGCCGCUCUCGCGCCCCCGGAGGUCGGCGGGGAAUCGCGCCAGGCGCGCGCGGCGCAGAGCCGAGACCCGGAUCAGCUCCCGCCGGAGCCGCGUGCCCGGGUUGAGGCGCUAAAGGGCUUACCCCGGAGGCGGGUGUGAGGGCGGGGAGAGGCUCCCCCUUAAAUACCGCGCCCCGCCACACUCUCGCGCUCACCCCGCCGCCGCCAGCUCGCUCCCUCGCCCGCCGCCGCCGGACUGAGCCCAAGAGGAGGGGGCGUUCCCCAGACCAUGGCAUCUACCGAAGGGAUUUGAACCUGGGCCAAGUGCAUGGCAAAGUACAAGUCCUACCUGGUGAACUAUCUGUCUUGUCCUCCAGUUAUAUGAACAUUGUCUUCAGCUGUAGAGUUGAACCAAAUAGCGUUGCCCUAAUUGGAAUCAUCAAUGGGAUCUGAAAACUAGUGCCAGAGUGGGACUACAGGCCACAGGAGCUCUGGGACCUCUGCUAAUUAGUUCCCAGGACUUCAGCAAUCAAAAAUGACAUUGUAAAUCCUGUUGCCAUGGCUGAAAUCUGGAAGUAUUUGACCUGAAGCCAAAUGUUCAACAUUCUGAGGGCCAACAACAUGCCCAAGCAGGUCGAAGUGCGAAUGCAUGACAACCACCUCAGCUCAGAGGAGCCCAAGCACCGGCAUCUGGGACUGCGCCUGUGUGACAAACUGGGCAAGAAUCUUCUGCUCACUCUGACGGUGUUUGGUGUCAUCUUGGGUGCCCUAUGUGGAGGGCUUCUUCGCCUGGCAUCACCUAUCAACUCUGAUGUGGUUAUGCUAAUAUCCUUCCCAGGGGAUAUACUCAUGAGGAUGCUGAAAAUGCUCAUUCUCCCUCUAAUCAUCUCCAGUUUAAUCACAGGUUUGUCAGGUCUGGAUGCCAAAGCCAGUGGGCGCUUAGGCACAAGAGCUAUGGUGUAUUACAUGUCCACAACCAUCAUUGCCGCCGUGCUGGGGGUCAUCCUAGUCCUGGCCAUCCACCCAGGGAACCCCAAACUCAAGAAACAGCUGGGGCCUGGAAAGAAAAAUGAUGAAGUCUCCAGCCUGGAUGCCUUUCUGGACCUUAUCCGAAAUCUCUUCCCUGAAAACCUUGUUCAAGCCUGUUUUCAGCAGAUUCAAACAGUGACAAAGAAGGUUCUGGUGGCGCCUCCAUCAGGUGAGGAGAGCAAUGCGACCAGUGCUGUGGUUUCCUUGCUGAAUGAGACUGUGAUGGAGGAACCUGAAGAAACGAAGGUGGUUCUCACGAAAGGCCUGGAGUUCAAGGAUGGCAUGAAUGUUCUAGGUCUGAUAGGGUUUUUCAUCGCCUUUGGCAUUGCCAUGGGAAAAAUGGGGGAGCAGGCCAAGCUGAUGGUGGAAUUCUUCAACAUUUUGAAUGAGAUCGUAAUGAAGUUAGUGAUCAUGAUUAUGUGGUACUCUCCCCUGGGUAUAGCCUGCCUAAUUUGUGGGAAGAUCAUUGCAAUCAAGGACUUAGAAGUGGUUGCUAGGCAACUGGGAAUGUACAUGAUCACGGUGAUUGUGGGCCUCAUCAUCCAUGGGGGCAUCUUUCUCCCCUUGAUUUACUUUGUAGUGACCAGGAAAAACCCUUUCUCCUUUUUUGCUGGCAUUUUCCAAGCUUGGAUCACUGCCCUGGGUACCGCUUCCAGUGCGGGAACUCUGCCAGUCACCUUCCGUUGCCUGGAAGAAAACCUGGGGAUUGAUAAGCGUGUGACCAGAUUUGUCCUGCCAGUUGGAGCAACCAUUAACAUGGAUGGUACGGCCCUUUAUGAAGCAGUGGCCGCCAUCUUUAUUGCCCAGAUGAAUGGUGUUGUCCUAGAUGGAGGCCAGAUUGUGACUGUCAGUCUUACAGCUACGCUGGCAAGUGUUGGUGCUGCCAGUAUCCCCAGUGCUGGAUUGGUCACCAUGCUGCUUAUUCUGACAGCCGUGGGCCUGCCGACAGAGGACAUCAGCUUGCUGGUGGCUGUGGAUUGGUUACUGGAUAGGAUGAGAACGUCAGUCAAUGUCGUGGGUGACUCUUUUGGGGCUGGGAUUGUCUAUCACCUGUCUAAGGCUGAGCUGGAUAGCAUUGACUCCCAGCACCGAGUGCAUGAAGAUAUUGAAAUGACCAAGACUCAGUCCAUUUAUGAUGAUAUGAAGAACCACAGGGAAAGCAACUCAAACCAAUGUGUCUAUGCUGCACACAACUCUGUCAUAGUAGAUGAGUGCAAGGUAACUCUGGCAGCCAACGGAAAGUCAGCUGACUGCAGUGUUGAGGAAGAACCUUGGAAACGUGAAAAAUAAGGAUAUGACUCUCAACAAAUUCUUGAAUAACCCCCCCCCCAGCAUAUCUUGUGGUAAAAGAGGUUAUAAACAAGCUUUCUUUUAAAAGGAAAAAAAUAUAUGCAUAUAUUUCUAUGUUUACUUAAUCUGUUAGCCGAGGCGUAGAGGAUCUGUUGUGAGUCAGUGAUAGGCACGGUGCUGUGUCUUUGCCAAAUAAUGCUUCGUAACCAUCUCGUUUUCUCACAUGUAUUACUGUUUGAGUGGAUGCUGCUGGAGGAAUCAGUUUGAAUUGAAGGUGUGUUCUUGCCAGCUUCCCUUCUUCUCUCAAGAUACAGAACUGUGGGUGCUCUUUGCCCAGGGGACACAAUUAAAGCUGUGAGGGACACUCUGGGGACUUGGGAUAAUGAGCAGACACUGUGUAUUCCUUCAAGCAUUCCCCUUGCCUUGCCUUGCCUUGUAACACACAAGAGAUUCUGUGAGAUGCCUCUAGAACUAAUCCCUUUCAAUGCCUUGCAGAGUUUGCCAGUGUACUGAGUUAAAACAAGUAACUGCAUGGGGUUGGGGGGGGGCAGUCUUCAACAACUUAUCUUCUGUAUACUUUUUAAAAGUUUUAAGAAAAAGUUCUAGUGAGGGCUAUGCUCUGAAAAAGGCAACUGACUCUGGAACACAUUUAGUGUCUGCUCUUCUCUACCUGGGCUGUGGGAAAAGUUACAAAAGUCUCAGAGUAUACUUUAUAUUUUGCUCUUCAUUUGCAUGUAGCCUCUAUAUUGUGACAAGAGCAAAGGAGCACAGUCAAUGUACAUUUCAACUUGAUCCCAAUUUGUUUGGUUUGCAUUCAGUCUGGCAUAAUGAAAGUCAGGGCAUUGAAUUAUGUCUUCACUGUCUCCUUAUUUAACCCAUGAAAUUCUUGUUUGGCAUCAUAACAAUAAGUUAAUUUUAACUCCCCAAAGUAUUUUAGUCACAUUUGCAUCAUCUAUGUUGUUUUAGCUUCCUCAAACAUACAUGAGAGUUUUGUUGGCUGUGGCUUUAAUAGCAUCUCCUGAUAAAAACAUGAUUUUAAAUCCAUUGAAAAUAUAUGGAUAGCAUUUUAUUUGCACAUGAAACCAGCUACAGGACACAGUUGGCAACAGAGCCCCAUUCUUUAGAAAACAAACAUGUGCAAAUUCCUAUGAAGUUGACCUUCCUAUAGUAAGGUCAAAUCAGCCUUGAACCCCAAGGUGGAAACAAAAGAUAAUUAUAACCUGUGAAUCUAAGCUUCACAGAUGACAGCUUUUCAAGGCUGUGAAAGUGGAGAGGAGAAACAGUUCACUUGGGAUUAGCACAGUACCCUGUAGACAAUAGACACCCAACAGAUCCAAAAUAUUGGUUAUGUAAGCCAAACUGUAAUAUCUCUACUAUCAUGUCUAUUGAAGAACCACAGUAUUUCUUUUUUCUUUUCUUUCUUUCUUUUUUUUUUUUUAAGUUUCUGGAUUUGGGAGUUUUCUGAGGACUUGAACAUGAAUCAUUGAGAAAUAAAGCACAUUUAAGUCUACAGAGCACAGAGAACCUUGUCCACAAAUUGGAGUGGAGUAGGUCCCCAAGACCAGCUGUUUGUUAGCUGGUGGGUCUUACAGUUCUAGUUCUUUUGGAGAGGUUGUUGAUGGGAGCCACUUGCCCUCGAUCGCACACUUUUUGUGACUUUUCUUUUUCCAAAUCAGAUACCUUUGGAACAUAAGAAAUAGCAUUUGUUUCUGGUCUCAUAAACUUAUUUUUGGAUAGAGAUCAUUACUGAGCAGUAUUAACUGGCCUUUUGCUUUUUUCUCCUUAAUAUCAUUGUUCCUCACUUUCACCAAAUGGACAGUUAACAGGAAGUUCUAAAUUGUAUAGUGGAAAAUGCAUCCUUUGCAACAGAUGUCAUGGGUCAUGGAGACAGGUCGCUUUUGGAUUUAGCUGGCAAACUAGUAAGGAUUAUUAUUUUUUUGUUUGUUUUUGCCUCCAGGGUUAUUGCUAGAACUCGGUGCCUGCACCACGAGUCUACUGCUCCUGGAGACUAUUUUUUUCCCUUUUGUUGCCUUUGUUUAUCAUUGUUGUUAUUAUUGUUGUUGUUGUCAUUGAUGUCGUUGUUGGAUAGGACAGAGAGAAACCGAGAGGAGGGAAAGACACAGGGGGAGAAAGACACCUGCAGACCUGCUUCACCACUUGUGAAGCAACCCCCCUCUAGAUGAGGAGCCAGGGGCUCGAACCGGAGUCCUUACGCUGGUCCUUGUGCUUCAUGCCAUGUGCACUUAACCCGCUGCGCUACCGCCCAACCCCCACAAUUAUUUAAUGAUUCUCCCAAUAAUUGAUUUUAUUUUAUUUUACUUUAUUUUAUCAUAAUGAGAUGGAUCUAGGCAAGGCACUUGGGAACUUGUGGUUUUUGCUGUGCAAAGGCAGCUUAGCACUUGUACAUGCUAAUGUUCUUCAUGGAGGAAUGGGCCUAGGACUAUCUUCCCAAGACUGCCUAAAAGUUUUCCCAGUUUGCUUUGUCUUCAUCUUCUUAAUUACCUAGUUAGCUUAUAAGUAUAUAAGGGGCCAGUAUGCUUAGAAAAAAUAAACUACACAGCUUAACGAAGUAGGUUUUUCUGGUUUGAGGCUGUAUGCAGUAAGUUUCAUGAGACCAUACUUAGCAAAUUGCAUUUAUAUGGGAAUUCAAUAAACUAUAUUAGAUAAAAAAAUUCUCAAAGUGAGGUCUAGCCUGAAAAUCAGAAUGUUUAUAGAGCUGGCAUAUAACUAUGUCCUAUUUAGAGAGAGAGAGAGAGAGAGAGAGAUUUGCCUUGCCCAUAAAAUGUGCCAUAUAGAGAAUAGACACAGAGUAUACCUCUAACCACCUUUUCCUAAAUAAGGUGUCUGUAAACUAUAAGUUAUAUGUUUAGAUUUAUAUACCAGGUCCAACGCAGAUGUGAAUUCUUCUAAUAAUCCAUUAGUAUUUGAGGAUGCGUAAAUGUUAUAUUUACAUACAGAUAUGUCCCCUGAAUCCUGUAAUGUCCAUAGGUCAUGGCUUCGUCAGUAUAAUUUUGCCAUAGACUCAUUCACCCAUUUUAGGAAUCAGAAUAAUUUCAAGAGAAGACCGACUAAGUAGAUGUUAAUACUUCCCUCCCACCACCACCCCUUACACACUGGGGAACCCAAGUGGAAUUAUCAUUUAAUUGCCUAUUACAAGUCAAUGACUCAAAUCCAAUCAAGGAAAAGAAAGACUUAUUUCCCAAGAUAUGCUUUACCUUGACUCUUUGAGACUGUGCCUCCCCAUCAGAGAAUUAUCAAGGGAAUCAUUCUGAUCACAUGGACACCGAAUAUGAGACCUCUAGUAUCCUCACCCAAGUAGCUGUCAGAUACAAUUCUUUACUUUCUGGUAGGUAUGAAAACAUAACCUAUAGUCUUAUUGCCUGCUGAAGUUAACUUGUCCCAGAAAAGAUGAAAUAUUUACUUCCCUUUUCUAGCUACCCAUUAGUCUGGAUGUUCAUGAAAAAGGAAAGGAUGUCAAAACGCUUUGCUCUUACAUUUACACUGAUAGAAGAUGAGAAAAGCUUAGGAGAAGUUCAGCUCGGGGAGAUAAACUCCCAGUAGGUAGUGCUAGGAAUCCCAAUAACCUGUUGAUUAAAGUGUAUGAAGUCAUUUCUAGUUGCUCAUCUUUCUUGUCCAGAUGCCCUUUUGGAGCUGGAUUAACAAUAGAAAAUCCAGUCCUGCUGUGUUUUUGUUUUUGUGUCGAAGACUACAUUUCCCUUUGUUUUCAAUAGCAAAAGUUAUAUUACAUAUUUCACUUCUGUUAGAAUCAAAGCCUCUGUCUGGCCUUUGUUCUUCCUGGAACUAUAGCAAUACAUCCAUAUAGGUACGUACUUGCUGCGAGAGAAUUCUCCACCAUCCAGACUCUUGAUAAGACAACCUCAGCAGCUCUUGACUGGCUUGAUGACUAAAAGUCCUUGGCAGUUACACCCAGCAGAGGUGGCUUUUCCCACUUAGCUGUUCUUCAGUUCUGAGAACCGUGCAAUUGUCUGGGCUGCUGGGUUUUGCUAUGCUUGAACUCCAGAUGACUUGUUCCAAGCCAAGAUAAAAAGGGGCCAAGUGGAAUUCUUCAACUAUUGUAACGCUUGCUCCUUGAAGAAGAAUAUCAGGGUCUGGUUGCCUAAGGAGAUUAAGUUGAAGAAAAAAGCCUGAAGGCUUUUGGGGAGUGAUUUUUUUUUUUUUAAUCCAAUUUCAGAAAAGAUUAGUAGUCACUGUAUCUUUGGCAGUUUCUGGCUAAAAACUAUAAGAUGACCAGAGUGCCAAGCCAGGCAGGGUACACUGCAGGCAGGUUGUUCUCCGUGGGAGGAGUGCUUUCAAAGCCAUAGUUGCUUAGGAGUUUCUUUAAAGAAACACCCAGUUUUUCCUUUUUCUCCUCCUUUCUUAUUCCACUUGUGAUUGCUGCUGCUUAAGAGACAGUUUAGUAAACAACCAUGCACGUUAGUACAGGUUGGUUUUAGAAUAGAUGACAGGGAAUCUUAAUUGAAUAGUAUUUAAUUUCAUAACAUAACACAGGGAACACACUUUAGGGAACGACAAAGAGAUGAUGAUAAAAUAAUGCACUUGAGAGGAGCACACAUUUGACUUAAACCCUGCCAAUUUUCAAUUGUAUGACUUACCAAAUCACUUUAAACUUUGGCUUCAUUUCUUUCCAUAUGUCAAGUCAAAGGGUUAGAUUUAAUGAUCAGCCCUUUCCCUGCCCUAAUUUUAUUAUUACUAUUUUUCUUUCACAAGAGGUUUUACUAAUAUGAAAUACUAGCUUGGUUAUAUUUUAACUGGAGGGACCCCCAAUAGGGAGUUCUCAAUUGGGAUUUUUCUUUUCCUCAUUUGAUAGAAAUUAUAUUGAAGCCUCUCUUCAUUUGAUGCAUUAAAACAGGCUUGGAAAGAUGGCCCUGUGAGUUCACAAUUUGAUGUUUGGGACCACAAAUAGAUAUCCUUAUAGAAAACUGCUCUUUGCCUAAACUCACUGUCUGGGUGGAAAUAGCAGUUCAGCUCUGGGCACAAAUGAUUCCAGAAUCACUGUGAGAGGACGGAAUGACUCUGCACCCUCACUCAGGCUCUUGCAUCACUCCUGUUGUGGCAACGGAGCCCACUCCAAAUACCACAGUUUGCUCCAGUCCUAAUUGCCAGAACAAUAAGGGAAGUUGGGAGCCAUUGGCAAAUACACUUGAACACACUUAUGAAAUUUGGUGCAAGACUUACACAAUAAUAGCAACUGCCUGUAAAUACCUUCCCUCUCUACUCAUGUGUAGUCACAUAUACCCAUGGAUGGGGUGGGCCUCAGCCAAGUCUUUUCUCCAGGGGAUGAGUAGGACUGUUUAAUGGAAUUCAUCUUCAGAGUUCUCUCUUGGGUGUCUGUAUUGUUUGGGGCAUCACAUCUCAUCACAGGGCUAGAAUAGCAUUUUCUUAGGAGAAUGAAGUAGUGCUGACUGUCACUGUCUUCUUUAAGGCCUGGGGUGGACAAAACACCUGAGCUGUCUGCCAGGUAUAUGUCAUCACCCAUGGCCUUUAAACAGUCACUUGAUGUUUCAGGAAGUGCUACAAUUGGCCACUGAUUGCCUCCUUAGUCUUUGUCGAAAUACAGAAUAGGUUGUUCAUUGCUGUUCUAUAAGUACCGUUGCUAUUAUAAGACUUCAGCUCUGCAGCAAUGAGAUGUGAAGCUAGAAAUAAAAUGGUUGGGUUAACUUCUGGACUUCCCCCCCCCGAAAGAGUAGCAGGAAAAAUUGUUUUCUUCACUAACCUAUAGAAAAAAAUAAGAUAAGUCCCCACGUUGUCAUUCAUUCACACUAAAUAAUCCAGAACAGUUACUAACAGGUUUGUUUUUACGGCCAGGCUUGCUUUACCUUCCUACCUCCAGACAAAAUUUAGAUGUUUUAAAAAUGAUCGCAGAUUGUAAGGCUUAGAUAGAUAAGGUUUAGAUCGGUAGAGUUUACGUGUGCUAAGAACAAAACUUGGUACUGAACAGCCCCCACUGCUCUGCUGAGUCAGCACUUGGCCCAGAACUGACGUAGCAAUAGGGCCCCAGCUGCCCUGGAGACACCCCCAGUCCCUGACUGACUGUUACCCUUGUCAAUAUCCCCCCUGGAGACAGGGAUGAUGCAGCCAGAGCCUUGCUUGCUCCUUCUGGGACAUCUUCUCCUGGCAGUCACCCAGCCUGCCUGGAAACAGCCAACUGGCAGGAAAGAACUGCACACACACUGGCCCGCAUGGUUGUUCUAGUGCCACUCUGAAGCCUCUUCCCCAUGGAGCAAAUUCCCUGAGAUGUAAACUCAUAUAGCUGAGAGUCCCUUUCCUUCCUGGGCUCCUGUUUUAUGGCGUCCUGACUUUAUACAUUGCCAGCUCUCCUGUCUUCCCUGCACUCCCCGGGGAACCUAGCAUUGCAUCCCCAUGUUGCACAACACAGAUCAGAUCAUCUGGUCACUAUAGAGAUUUGUAUAUAUAUAUUUAAAAAAACUAAUUUUGUGAGGAUUUUUGUAUAUUGUUUUUCUAUUUGUUUUCUACAGCUGGAGGAGAGAGCUGGCAAACUGUGAAUCUAAUUUUCUCUUGAUGCCAGCAGAUAUUUUUGACCUUUUGGUAAAAUAUCUAGGUUACCGGGGAUGAUAUAUUGUCCUCUGAUCAGUAUUGCACCCCAAACUCACAAAUUCCUCCAACCCAAUAUGACAUUUUUUAAAAAAAAAAAACAAAUCCCUGGGCUUUUUUUUUUUUUUGCUAUUAUUUAUGAAGAACACAAGAUAUGUAUUUAUACUCCUGGAUAUUAUAUGUUUAAUAUUAAUUUAGCCUUUAAUAACAUUAUAGGUUUGUAUCUACUCUUCAUAAAUCAAAAUAAAAAACAGUAUAGACUGAAUUGAUCUAUUUAGUAUCGUAAUUUUGCAGACAAGAUAUUUUCUUACAGUAUUUUCUAUUUAACCACAUAUGUAGAAUUACAACUAAUUGGAGAAUGAGAAGUUUCUAUAGAAACUGAGAGUUCUUAGUUCUUUCCUGAGCAUAUAGCCACAUUUGAAAAAGAACCCAGUCCUUCAUGAUGCGGUGAACAAAAUGACUAAAAAGUACAAGGAAUUCCUUAAAUCUUUUAGCUGUUUAGGAUAAACACUUUAACAACUAGUCAAGGAAUGGUACUAAUUCUUUCUUUUUGACACCAGGCAUUGUUUUCCAGUGAAGAAUUCUAAUUUUGCUUUACCCCUAAGAUGAAAAACAAGUUGACGAUAGUGGGAUCAUUUCUAGAUCGCUAUCUCCCAUGCCUUCCUAAUAAUUCAUGUGAAACUGGCUUAGGAAAACACUGAAUAGUGGAGACUGAGGGUGAGUACUUGGAAGCAAUGAGGAUGGAUUUGUUGCAGUUCAUUCUUGCCAAGCACACUGGGAGUAAAUGUCACAUUGGUCUAUGAAUGGAGCACGUAGUUGUAAGACAAGAAAACUGUACCACUCAGAAGCAAUAUUCUUAACACAGGGGCUUCAGAUGGCAGCUUAGACUCACGCUGAAAUUACUUAGAAGCAGCCUAGGUAGAUUCUGUCCUCGGGUGAAUAAUGACCUAUAUAAUUUCCCCCAAAAGACACAUCAGUAGCCUCUACAAAGACAAGGGGGUCUUGCUCCCACUCAACAUUCUGUCUUAAAUGGUUGUAGAGCUAACAGUUUCUGUCAUGUUUAAUAAAAUAGUCAUCUACACAGAAAAGUGUACUGGUAUGUAUUUGCACCUGCUUCUCACUAAGCACACAGAUUAGAUGUGUUCUCAACUUGCAAUUAUGUAUCUGGUUUUCAAGUACAGAUAGCCGUCAAAGCAUGAAGUUCUUAUGUGUGCACUGUAACACUUGGUUCACGCAUGAAGAACAGUGCCUAUGCACUUUGUGUAGCUAUAAUGUAGGUAUUAAUGUGUAAUUUCAGUGAAAUGGUGUAUAGAUGUUUUGUAACUUAAUUUCAAUGUUUUAAUUUCUGACAGUUCAUCUAAACACGGUAGACUUGUUUACUGGUGUUUUGAAAGUCCCUUCUUUCCUUCUUAGAUGCUGAGCAGUGAAUCUUUUCUCCUCGUUCUUGAUGUGAUUUUGAAAUGUGUAUCAGUGAAGAGCUUAUCCUUUGUGUUGAUGAAUGAAAGUCUGUGUGCACUUGGCACCUUUGUAAAUAUGCAGUUUAGAGCAGGAGAUGGUGAGGUGUGAGUCAUGAGUCUUAAGUGAAAGGUGAUCUGAUGGCAGGUAUAACAGUGGAACUUUUGAUGGUCUGGGUGUGGGUAGGUGUAGAAUGAAGACCUUUACCCAUCCACAGCUACCAGAGAGCCAAAGGAUAGUCCUUUGUGCAGAUAAGCAUCAUGUAAAGGUCUGCCUCUAUAGUUGCCAAAUACUGAUAAUGACACUCAAGACUUAAACUUUUUUGAGAACUCUGUGCUCCUUCAUUUCUUGAGUCAGGGUAUAGGAAAGAGAUUCACUGGCUGCUCAUUAUGCAGGUGAGACCCUAUUAAAAAAAAAAAAAAAAAAAGCACAGUUUCGAUAGUAAGCCACACAGUUGUCUAUAGAAUUACAGAGCACCAGGAGCACAGGAAUGGUCAGUGGAUAGGGUUGAGAGAAAGACAAGUGAUAAAGCACAGAUCCCACAGAUGUGGAGGAAUAUGACCUUAACCUAGAAGGGUCUGUGUGUAUGUUUUGAGUGACUCAAGAUGAGAUUGACUAAUGUGAUUGUAAACUUGCCUCCUAAAGCACACAUUCUAAUGUUCACUGGUUGGUAUGCUGUCAAGUCCAUAGUUCCUUUUAGCUCCUUUCUCCUCUGCAAGGACAGAGAAUAGCCAUGUGCAGUUGGGAUAGAAUGCCCCUCUCUUGAUAAGAGGAGUGAAACCUAAGCGAUUUCCUGACGGCAUUAAAAAAAAAAAAAUUUGCAGUGGCUUCUGCAACACUGAAGUGAGGUUAUGCAUAUGGUGAACCAUACAUUUUCCUUGUAAAUGUGGUGUCUUCAGCUACUGGCAUAUUCAAGAUGGAAACCUUCCAGAAAGAAAACCAGUCUGUAUGCAAGAUUCUCUUUGAAGAUAUUUGUAUGUUCAGAAUGAAAGCUAUGUUUAAUUUUUUACCUCACUUUUCAUAACCCCACUUUGUUUAAUGUCAUGUAUCGUAGGACAUCUGUAGCACAUAGUGUUUAAAGGCUAAUGAAUGCAAAGUAGAAAAACUUCAAUAUAAUUUUGGGGUCAUUUCUUAUACGAUGCUAGGAAAUGCCCUGUUGACAAAGCACAUUUUGGAUAAUUGAGGUCUUUUGUUUUUACCUUUAGCUUUCUAGGCCUUCUUAAGAUGUGGACUGAUUACUGUAACAUUUUAUGUGUAAAAUAACUGGACAUUCUUUAUAUACUGGGAAUAAUCUGUGAAUACAAUAUUUCACUAAGUGUUUUAACUUUUGUGUAUAUAUUUCUCAUCAAUAAAUGUGGAUUCCAACUUC
Erinaceus europaeus (western European hedgehog) is the source of this 11839-nucleotide messenger RNA. It is a transcript of the gene SLC1A2, whose product is annotated as solute carrier family 1 member 2. Gene Ontology annotation, cellular component: plasma membrane. Gene Ontology annotation, molecular function: neutral L-amino acid transmembrane transporter activity; glutamate:sodium symporter activity; L-glutamate transmembrane transporter activity. Gene Ontology annotation, biological process: L-glutamate transmembrane transport. The record is from RefSeq and is a predicted model, not a curated record. NCBI's taxonomy places the organism in Eukaryota, Metazoa, Chordata, Mammalia, Eulipotyphla, Erinaceidae. The coding region runs from base 718 to 2442 and encodes 574 amino acids. The transcript is spliced from 12 exons.